This is a messenger RNA of Uloborus diversus, 537 nucleotides long. RefSeq lists its product as uncharacterized. Bases 18 to 431 code for a protein of 137 amino acids. The transcript is spliced from 4 exons. NCBI's taxonomy places the organism in Eukaryota, Metazoa, Arthropoda, Arachnida, Araneae, Uloboridae. The record is from RefSeq and is a predicted model, not a curated record.
CAAUUUUAAAUGUAAACAUGUCUAAAAUCCUUGUGAAGAAAGCAUUGGAACUUGUGCAAAAUGAUCUCAAGUCAGAUUCCAAAGGAGGAAAAGAAAAGAUUCAGUCAAAUUUAUCAAUAAAAUAUGACACUCGGAAACACAGAAAAGGUCCACCAAAACACAAUGGAAACGAAAGAAGUAGAAUUUUGACAUUGGACAGUAAAGUGCAGCGCAUCAUUGAUCAAUACAAAAAGGAUCACUUGGUUGAUAGAACAGACGAAAAUUUGGAAAUUUUGAAUCAGCUGAGAACGUUAAAACCCAAGCAGUCUGCUUCUCAAAAGAUAUUAGAAUUCUAUUCUAAGAAGCCCAAAGAUUCUGAUGAAAAUGAACCUGAAUCAGAAUCUAUUUUAUUUCCAGAAGAGCCCAAGAAGAAGAAACGUAAAAACAAGUAAUUAAAUAUUAUUUAGGCUGUACAUAAUCUUUUAAGCAAAAAUGUUGUUCUCUGAGCUUACAGCAUUUGUUAUUGUUUCUGAGUCGACAUAUUUAUAAAAACAUUGU